CCGGCUCGGCCGGAGGCAGCUGGAACCGGUUGGUGGCCGUGCCGCCCCCUCCCCUCCCCUCCGCUGUCAGAGGGCCCUGGGCAGCGGCCACGGACCCCGGGGGCGAGAGGAGGGGCAGGGAGCCCGGGCAGCGCCGCCCGCAGCCCUGCACAAAGGGGCUGGGAGCCGGGAGAGGCGCUUGGCCAGGAGAUUUUAACUACCCUAAGACAAAAGCUCUGCAAGUAUGACCUCUUCUCAAGUCACUUUCGAAGUAAGAGCACCAUCAGCACCAGUUUUUCUAGGAGAGGUUUUUGCAAUAUGUGGGAGCUGCAGUGUUCUGGGAAAUUGGAAUCCUCAACUUGCAGUGGUCCUCCAAACUGAUGAUCGUCAAUUAUGGAAAACUACUGUAGAGCUUCCUAGAGGAGAACCUGUGCAGUAUCGGUAUUUUAAAGGAUACUUCCUAGAACCUAAGACUAUCGAUGGUCCCUGCGAAGUCAUAGUUCACACGUGGGAGACUCAUCUACAACCACGAUCAAUUACCCCUUUAGAAAAUGAAAUCACUAUUGACGAUGGACGCUUUGGAGUCCGUAAUGGUAUUGAAACUGUGGAUUCUGGGUGGCUGACAUGUCAAACAGAAAUUAGAUUGCGUCUGCAUUAUUCUGAGAAACCACCUGUAGUGAUAUCUAAGAAGCAGUUUAAAACAUCAAGGUUUAGAGUAAAACUGACUCUAGAAGGCCUAGAGGAAGAUGAGGAUGACGAGGAGGGUCAAGAGAAAACAUCCCCUACUGUCCCUCAGAAAAUGGCAAACACUGUGGAGUUCUCCUUAAUAAGUAACAAUGAAUAUAAAUGUCGACACUCUCAGCCAGACUGUGGUUAUGCUUUGCAGCCAGACCGGUGGAUAGAAUACACAAUACAGACCAUGGAGCCUGAUAACUUGGAAUUAAUCUUUGAUUUUUUUGAGGAAGAUUUAAGUGAGAAGGUAGUACAAGGCGAUGCGCUCCCAGGUCAUGUAGGUUCUGCCUGCCUCCUGUCAUCCACAAUUGCAGAACUUGGAAAAAGUGCUGGGAUUCUUACACUUGCUAUUAUGAGCAGAAAUCCAAGGAGGACAAUUGGAAAAGUUAGAGUGGACUACAUAAUUAUUAAGCCAAUCCAGGGAUAUACUUGUGAUAUGAAGGCUUCGUAUGCAAAAUAUUGGAAACCAAGAACAACUCUAGAUGUUGGACACAGGGGAGCGGGAAAUUCUACAACAACAGCCAAGCUUGCUAAAGUUCAAGAGAACACUAUUGCCUCCCUGAGAAAUGCUGCUAGUCAUGGAGCAGCUUAUGUGGAAUUUGAUGUACAUCUUUCUAAAGAUCAUGUGCCUAUUGUAUACCAUGAUCUCACAUGUUGCAUGGCCAUGAAAAAGAAACUGGAUACGGAACCUUUGGAACUGUUUGAGAUUGCAGUCAAAGAACUCACAUUUGAUCAGCUGCAGUUAUUGAAGCUGGCUCAUGUGACUGCCCUGAAAGUAAAAGAUCACAAUGCAUCUUUUAAAGAAGAAGAAAACUCUGAGACCCAACCAUUUCCUUCUCUGCAGAGAGUCCUGGAGUCUGUUUCAGAAGAUGUUGGGUUCAACAUAGAGAUAAAAUGGAUCUGUCAACAAAGGGACGGACAGUGGGAUGGCAACUUGUCAACUUACUUUGAUAUGAACCUCUUUCUAGAUAUUAUUCUAAAAACUGUUUUGAUCAAUGCUGGAAGAAGAAGAAUUGUAUUUUCUUCUUUUAAUGCGGAUAUUUGUACGAUGGUUCGACAUAAGCAAAACAAGUAUCCUGUGUUAUUUCUCACCCAAGGAGAAUCUAAACUCUAUCCAGAACUUAUGGAUCUUAGAUCUCGUACAACUCCAAUUGCCAUUACUUUUGCACAGUUUGAAAACUUGCUGGGAAUUAAUGUGCAUUCUGAAGAUCUGCUGAGGAAUCCAUCGUUUAUUAAAAGGGCCAAAUCGAAAGGCCUAGUUGUUUUUUCAUGGGGUGAUGAUGCAAAUGAUGCUGAUAACAGGAAGAAGCUGAGAGAAUAUGGUGUUCAUGGGCUAAUAUAUGACAGAAUUGAGCAAAACAUUGUAGCCAAUUGUGAAGAUGGCAGAAGAACUGUGUCCUGAAUACCAAAAGUUGCUGAUAUCGAGUGUUGGGCAAAACAAAAUGCAGGAUAUAUGACUCGAAUCCUGAACAACCAAAUAUAUUCCAGGUGGAGCAGCUAGAACAUCUCAAGAAAGAAUUACCAGAGUUGAAAAGCUGUGUGUGUCCCACAGUUAGCCAUUUUAAAUCCAUAGCUCCAUGUAAAUGUCAUUAUACUUCCUCAGAAGAGAACACUGUAGAUAACUUGAAGAGUGUUCAAAUGCAAAAGGACUGACUCUAGGCAGAAUGCUGGUUUGUAUCUAUUUACCGUCACCAUUGGAAUAGUUCUGUCUAUGCUUUCAGCUUUGUUUGUUUUGAUUUUAAAUCCCCAAAUAGCAAUAACUGUGUUCCUCCUUCCUGACAGUACUUGUUAAAAUUUCAAACAACGUUAAAAUACUCAGCCAGUUAUAGAUAUUGUUCCAGUUUACAUACAUGGUUUUAACUUUUUUCUAUAAUCAAUUCUCAAAUAUUGAAAAACAAAACUAAGUAUUAACACUAGGUUUUUAAAAAUAAUAAAAAAAAAAUUAGUGCGAGGAGUGAAAGCUCAGAAGAUCAGUUGUUGGGAAAUUACAAUGAUCUGGUAUUGACGAUGCUGAAAAAUUGUUUUGACUUUGAUUUUAUUUCAAUGCUACAGCUUGUCAGCCUGUAUCUGACAACAGGAGAUUGAGAGUGCUUGUAAGAUACAUAUAAUUACAUCUGGUCUGAAUACAUUGGUACCUCAUGUAUGUAUUUGCACUGAUAGAUCCAGCUGUACAAAGCUUCGUGCCAUUUAAAAAUAUCUAUAUAUUUUAAAGUAAACUGCAAUGCAUAUUAACUGAUUUUUUUCCCCACUUCAUUGGACACUUAGGCAGCUGCCAUUAUUUUCUGACUUGCCAAUCCAUUGGUACAGUGUCUCUGUAUUGCAGUCAAGGGUGAACCACAUGUAUGUUGUUUUUUUUUCUUUCAUUAGUCUCGCACAACCUGCUAAACUUGGAAAUGUUGCUGAAAUUUUAACAGAAUUACAGAAACAUCUUCAGUGGUUGAGAGUUUUUUGCACAAUAACCUUAAUAAACAGAAUGUGUAUCUUGCACAAACUCUACAAAAUGCAUGCUUUAGUUAUUAAGCAUGAAGUUUAGGUGUUUGUUGAGGUCCUUGCAUCUUUAUGGUGCUAGUUAUGUGUGAAGGGUGCAAGGACUAAGUCAACUACUCAGUCUUCUUUGCCUAAAACCACAAGCCUAUUAUUCACAAACAUUUGAAGACAAGGCUAUACUCUAAGUGGUUUGUAUUAUUUGCAUAAUACAAGCUACUAGCUUUUGUAUUUUGCAAGAUAAUUAUUUUUUUUUCCUUGGAGCAAGAGUCACAAAUGUACUGAACUCAGAUAAUCGGUAUUCUGUUGGCUGGUAUCUAUCCUCUGUAAUUUAUUAUAAAGUCAUAGUCUAGAGUUCUUUAAAGAUAUGUAUGCAUGUCCUUUUUCUUCCUGAAGCUGCAGGUCCUGCCAACACAACAGCUGUAACUUGCUACUGAAGUGUUAAUGUAUAAUAAGAAUGGAAAAUAUUUUUUUCUUUUGUAAAUUGACAAUGAAAACAACAGUGUGUACUAUAUUCUUUAUAUACAGUCAUUGCUACAUACAACUGAUUAUAUAGAGAGUAAAGCCAUUGCAAAUAAGUGCUUGAGCUUGCACUGCUGAGCAGUUUGAAACUUGCCUUGUGCAUUUUAGUAUCUAGAAUUCGUUUGUCCUGCACAAACAGCACAGUAAUGAUUAGGUAUCUCGGAGCUGUCUUUUAUUUAAAAAGAAAAAAAAAAAUAAACCAAAAUUUGGAA
Molecule: messenger RNA, 3929 nt
Organism: Columba livia (rock pigeon)
Lineage: Eukaryota; Metazoa; Chordata; Aves; Columbiformes; Columbidae
Gene: GPCPD1
Product: glycerophosphocholine phosphodiesterase 1
Exons: 21
Coding region: 224-2113 (629 amino acids)
Biological process (GO): glycerophospholipid catabolic process
Molecular function (GO): glycerophosphocholine phosphodiesterase activity; starch binding
Source: RefSeq, a predicted model, not a curated record